ACCUAGGGUAAGCAACUAAACACUCAAGCAGGGAGGUUCCUUAGUCCCUAGUACCAAAUAGUUGCAUAGCUCGCCUGAGAUACCUCGUUCUAAACUUCUUUUGCUUCACGUUUAGAGUUUAUGCUCUCAUUCCUCCACUUAGUCAAUCUCAUCUCAUGACAUCCCGGGAAUCUCAUAGGCGAAUUCUACUGUGACCUACUGUGACGUCUGUGACGUUGCGUUCCAGGUUGAUAUUUUUAGAGUUAGUUGAUGGUGAAUGGAUGCUGGCUCCGCUGACCGUCGACCUCUUUUACCACAUUAUCUUGGUAAUAUACCUUGUCAUAUUCAUUUUCUUGCACGCCAAUCGUAUUCGCUUCUAUGUGUUGGCAAUGGCCGAUAUGAUGAAUCCGCAAACACCGCCAAGGAAGCUUUUUAAGCCUUCUAGCAAGACGAAGAUGCCUACUCCUGUGAGGAAGAGACCCACCACCCCGACACCGUCAAGUGCUCAGUCUCAUGCGGUUUUUACUCCCACUGAAACUAUAAGUCGGAAUACAGAACGCUCGGGAAUUUUCUCAAGAAGGUCAUCAGAGGCGACACAGCGCGCCUUUAGUAGUUCGGGAAAGGAAGACGACAUCUCGGACAAGUCGUAUAGCGCAUUCAAAAGUAUUGCUGGUAAACCUCGAGAAAUUCUCAGUCCAUCGACCGACAGUCUUCCUGGUCCUUCAAAUCCCACCGACUCCCUGAAUUCCCCGACCGACAUUGCCAAAUACUUUCUUGAUCAGGGAAAUACAGAAAUGAGCAGUUUCAUAACAGCACUAACUGGAAAGACCCCGAAUGAUCAAAAAAGCACUACAAGUAACAGUGGAAACUCGGACAAGGGAACGGAAGAUCCAGUCGCAGAAACGAGUUACGUAGGCGACCAAGCCGGCGAAACCCCUAAUACAAUACAGGAACUACCCAGAGACGACGCUUUGGUGGCUUCACCCAGCGACAGAACGAAAGAAGCUAUUGGUCUAGUUGAUAGUGACCCCAAGUCAAAGUCUGCUGGUGGUGCGGACGAAAAGAAGAUUGCUAGUGGUCAGAACACAGAUACUGAAGAGCUACAAGAGUUAGCAGGCGCGAAGGAUUUGGACCAAGACGAAGAAUUAGCCGACACAACACCCAAACCUGCAAGUGUGUCGAAAGAGGCGGAAGGUGUCACUAGCAAUCCCGAAGACCAAAGCCUGGGCGCCAUGCCGACCAAUACCAUGGGUAAACCAGAUACAGCUAGUAUUUCUAAAAAUGCGCAAGUUGAAGUGUCGAAUGCAAAAGACAAGGUGAAUGGAGUUAAUCAUGCUGCUACAAAUGGGGUUGAACAUAAGUCUGCGACUUCUUCACCGAAACCCCCUGACAAUACACAUGUUAUAGACAACAUGGGCAAACCUGCGCACAUUGAACGGCGAGUUGAAAUACCACUUCCUCGUCCAGAAAAAGUUGUUAGCAGCCCCCCUCCACUAGACAAGCCUGAUGCGAGUAAUAUCGAAGCUGGUCUAGGCGACGCUGCCGACCUACCUGGUACGGACGGUCUACCCAGCGUAGAUGAAUUGCCAAAGCUUUCAGACGAAACGUCGCAAGAUCCGCCAGAAGAAAUUUUAGAUCCGUCGGUACAUUCUCCCUCCUCCAAUAUCACACCCAUCCCGAAGAUUCCAAAAGUGACACCCAUUGGAAUGGCACCACCUCUUGAUCUACCGACUCUCGCCCAAAACCUGGGCGGCAACGAAGUCGACGACGUCGGGAACAUUGUAGAUGCUUCCGGUAAAGUGCUCGGUCACGCCACGGGUGACCUUCCUGCCAUGGUUGGUAGAAAGGUUUCUGACAAUGGGGAGAUAUAUGGAGAAAGGGGGGAACUCAUUGGAUAUGUGUCGGAAAACUUUACCAAUCCACAACCACCCCCAUCUGAUAUCCCUGAUCAUGUUCUCGGGGGUCUGAAGGUUGAUCACGAUGGAAACAUUCUCGACUCGGAUGGGAAUAUAAUCGGUCGUUUCAAUGAAAAGGCCGGAAAGAAUGGCAAUCUAGCACCUUUCCUGAACAGGUCCAAAACAGGCGACUCCCAAACCGAAGAGAAGAAUGAAUCUAAUGAAGAAUCUAAGCCGAAAGUAAAUGCUCACACAGGUGGAAGUCCUUCGGAUAUAUUUCUGGAUGUUAAGUCUACGACGGAUGGGAUUCAAUUGACCAUUCGCAUUCCCACGACGUUCCAGAGACAACCUCAAAAUUCAUAAGCCAGUACACCUCCUUAGGUCGUUACUUGGGUAUCUCAUUUUAUUAUCGACGUUGUUAUGUAUAUUUAUAUUUAUAAUCCUGGAUUAAAAUCUCGUUUUUACAGUUUUACAUAGGUAUUUUGGGAAAAAAGGUAAAAUGAAUGGCAACCAUGCUUGUUCUUGGGUAUGGUAGCGCUGGGUCUCCCUUACGUAGCGCAGCAUAAUAUCAUGUAUUUUUAUGUACUUAAUCAGGAAGGAAAAUGACCAAGUUCAUAAAUAUCGAACACCA
Hypoxylon fragiforme is the source of this 2505-nucleotide messenger RNA. RefSeq lists its product as uncharacterized. The coding region runs from base 261 to 2237 and encodes 658 amino acids. Lineage: Eukaryota; Fungi; Ascomycota; Sordariomycetes; Xylariales; Hypoxylaceae. The record is from RefSeq and is a predicted model, not a curated record. The transcript has a single exon.